Messenger RNA from Symbiodinium sp. CCMP2456, 228 nucleotides. The record is from the annotation of a GenBank genome assembly. Lineage: Eukaryota; Dinophyceae; Suessiales; Symbiodiniaceae.
GUCUGUGCGCACUUGGACGCGAGGUUUGAAAAGUUGGAAGCCAUUCUUCUGAGGCCUUUGAUGUUAGAUGCCGGAUCGUUCCUGACGGGCAAUUCGAAUGUGGACCCGGAGCUAAACACCACCGGCUCGUUUGGCCGCGUCCUGACGGCGGAGAGCAUAGAAAGGGAGUCUUUGGGGGAGGCGGACAACAGCUCGCCGAUGGCCGUGCGUCCCCGCUACAGCCGGGAG